This is a messenger RNA of Myotis myotis, 7046 nucleotides long. RefSeq names its product carbohydrate sulfotransferase 3 (gene CHST3). Gene Ontology annotation, biological process: N-acetylglucosamine metabolic process; carbohydrate metabolic process. Lineage: Eukaryota; Metazoa; Chordata; Mammalia; Chiroptera; Vespertilionidae. The record is from RefSeq and is a predicted model, not a curated record. Gene Ontology annotation, molecular function: N-acetylglucosamine 6-O-sulfotransferase activity; chondroitin 6-sulfotransferase activity. The transcript is spliced from 4 exons. Gene Ontology annotation, cellular component: Golgi membrane. The coding region runs from base 566 to 2053 and encodes 495 amino acids.
CCCUGGGAAAUGUGUUGCUGGGGUUCCCGAGGACUCUCUGGAAAGGAUUUGGAGGAAAAUAAAUAAGCCAGUGUCCAGCUCAGCCUCUCCUGGCUGCCACAAGUAAACACCAUCGCAGAAGCCAGCCUGGAAGCCGCUUUGGCCUCCCCUCCCCUGCUUACACCUGGCUCACUGGCCGCCUCUCCAGCUCCCUCCUUCCUGCCCCUCCCAGUCCAGCCCCUCCUCCUCGACUCUGGGAGCCUGAAAAGUCAGGGAGCACACCCACCCUCGGAGUCCUGGUGCUGCGGGGUCCGGUGCUGAGGGCGCUGGCACGCUGGAGGCUGGGCGGAGGAGCCUGUGGGCGAGAAGACCCGGUGCUGCAGCUCAGCCCUGCUUGUCGGACAGCUGUGCACCAGUGUCUCCUGUGUUCCGGGCCCAGGGCUAAGGGAUAAUGAAAGACAAACUUCCCGUCCUCCGUGAAGGGAUGGUCAGCACUGAACAAGCUAUUACAAGGGCGGCUGCUUUAUGACAAAGUCUCAGGACGAGGGUGUCCCCCACCUGAAGACAAGGAGCCAGGCCCUGAGUGAUGCCCCGGAGCCGAGUGCCCACGGCCCCACCCUUCCCCAUGGAGAAAGGACUUGCUUUGCCCCAGGACUGCCGGGACUUUCUGCACAGUCUGAGAAUGAGGAGCAAAUAUGCCCUUUUCCUGGCUUUUGUGGUGGUGGUUUUUGUCUUUAUUGAAAAGGAAAAUAAAAUCAUAUCGAGGGUCUCGGACAAGCUGAAGCAGAUCCCCCAGUCCCUGGCAGAUGCCAACAGCACGGACCCAGCCCUGGUCUUGGCCGAGAACGCAUCCCUCUUGUCCCUGAGCGAGCUGGAUUCAGCCUUCACGCAGCUGCAGAGCCGCCUGCGAAACUUCAGUCUGCAGCUGGGCUUGCAGCCAGCGGAGGAGGAGGCCAAGGGGGGGGAGGAGGAGGCGGCGGCGGAGGAGGAACAGGGGGAGCAGCCACCGGGCCCUGCCGAGGCCCGCCGCCGGCGCCACGUGCUCCUCAUGGCCACCACCCGCACCGGCUCCUCUUUCGUGGGUGAGUUCUUCAACCAGCAGGGCAACAUCUUCUACCUCUUCGAGCCGCUGUGGCACAUCGAGCGCACGGUGUCCUUCGAGCCGGGAGGCGCCAGCGCGGCGGGCUCGGCCCUGGUCUACCGGGACGUGCUCCAGCAGCUCUUCCUGUGCGACCUGUACGUGCUGGAGCACUUCAUCAGCCCGCUGCCCGAGGACCACCUGACGCACGGCAUGUUCCGCCGCGGCUCCAGCCGCUCCCUGUGCGAGGACCCGGUGUGCACGCCCUUCGUCAAGAAGGUCUUCGAGAAGUACCACUGCAAGAACCGCCGCUGCGGGCCCCUCAACGUGACGCUGGCCGCCGAGGCCUGCCGCCGCAAGGAGCACAUGGCGCUCAAGGCCGUGCGCAUCCGCCAGCUGGAGUUCCUGCAGCCGCUGGCCGAGGACCCGCGCCUGGACCUGCGCGUCAUCCAGCUGGUGCGCGACCCCCGCGCCGUGCUGGCCUCGCGCAUGGUGGCCUUCGCGGGCAAGUACGAGACCUGGAAGAAGUGGCUGGCCGAGGGGCAGGACCGGCUGCGCGAGGAGGAGGUGCAGCGGCUGCGGGGCAACUGCGAGAGCAUCCGCGUGUCGGCGGAGCUGGGCCUGCGGCAGCCCGCCUGGCUGCGCGGCCGCUACAUGCUCGUGCGCUACGAGGACGUGGCCCGCCGGCCGCUGCAGAAGGCGCGCGACAUGUACCGCUUCGCGGGCAUCCCGCUCACCCCGCAGGUGGAGGACUGGAUCCAGAAGAACACGCAGGCGCCCCGCGACAGCAGCGGCAUCUACUCCACGCAGAAGAACUCCUCGGAGCAGUUCGAGAAGUGGCGCUUCAGCAUGCCCUUCAAGCUGGCGCAGGUGGUGCAGGACGCCUGCGGCCCCGCCAUGCGCCUCUUCGGCUACAAGCUGGCGCGGGACGCCGCCUCGCUCACCAACCGCUCGGUCAGCCUGCUGGAGGAGCGCGGCACCUUCUGGGUCACGUAGGGGGCCUGGGGCCUCCGCACCCUCCUCGUGAAAGUCCCGCCCUGCCUUCCUCGACCGACCUGCCUGCCGGAGCCGGAGCCGGAGCCGGAGCCGGGCGCUCGCUCGCAGAGGCUGGCGGGAGGCUGCGCAGGGGGCAGGCCGGCUCUGCUGUAGAAGCAGCUCCCAGCGGCCAGCUUCCCCAGCGGCUGUGGGCUGGGGCUGGGGCUGCUGCCGAGAACAGGACGGUGCCCUGCCCCCGUGCUGGUCAUCAACCCAGACCUGAGGGGCAGGCUCUCGCCUAUUGACAGUCUCUCUCUCUCUCUCUCUCUCUCUCUCUCUCUCUCUCUUACACUCAUUCACACAGAAACAUACAUGAAGCACACGUGAAUGCCUGUAGACCCUGGGGGCCAGACCACAGCCCCACAGUCUGGAUUCCUACAAUCCAGCGUGGAUUCUGGGUGGUCCCCCGGGAGGGACAGCCCAGGGGUUAGAGGAUGGCAGCUGAGGCUUCCCCAUUCAGUGUUUCCAUAAAUGGGCCACCUGUGCCGGUUAAGGAUGGAGUCAGCUCUGUGACGAGCUACAACACGCGUAUAAAGACGAAUGCCCGCAGGCACAGGGCACAGCACACACUGGGAAACAGAAAAUUCUGCACACACACAUGAAAACAAACGGACAAGCUUUCCCUUUGCUCUAUGCCCACAGGCUUGGUAGGGCUCAUCUGCAUAACACACCUGUUUGGGAGCUGGGGAAGGAAACGUGGUCAUGGCCGUGACCUUGUUUCCCGACUGGGUUUGGGAUGAACAGGACAACAGCAGUGCCGAGUCUGCGGCCCCUGCUGGCCCCUGCUCCCCUUGGAGUCUCGGGGCUACCGCUUCUGGCCCAUUCACGUCCUUGCUGCUGGCAGGCAGGACGUUUUGAAAUGGCGUGGUCGACCCUCAUGUGACUGCAGCCCAAUGUUCCCAUCCCUUCCCAUCCCAGCUCUGCUCAUGUCCUGGAGCAUGUCGGUGUUUGAAGGCUGCCUCAGGCCUGACUGGCAGAAGCAGCUGGGGUCCCGGGGAGCAAAAGGAACUCAUGGGUCCUGCCCGCUCCAGCCAGGCCUCUGGGGGGCAGGGCCCAGGGACAAUGCAGAGUGCUCUCGUAGGAGAAGUCACAUCAGGAUAGCCCCUCCUGAGAAGACAGGGGACAGCGGUCAGCGGUCAGCCUCCUGCUGGUCGCCAUGGUUGCAUGGCUGGUGUCUGAAAUUCCUCCUUUAGGGUUCUGGGAAGAGUGUUGCUUAACAGGAUGGACCGGGUAUUUGUUUUCUGUUGUGUGUAUGUGUGUGUGUGUGUUGUUUUUAAGAUAUUUAUGGUUUGGUGUCUUGUUUUGUGGACAGGCUGUGUUUUUGUUUCUGCAGAAGUGCCUCUUGGAAGCGGUCUGUGCUUGAGGGGCUGAAGGGACUCUGGGAGGACCAGUGGGAAGCACUCUGGUGCUUGCUGGAGGGAGAGGAGGAGGAGGAAGAGCCUCCUCCAAGGAUCAGAGCUUAGGUGGUCACGGGACGACCCAGAGUGCCCUUUGGGCUUUUCUGCUUGGACUCACGUGAAACGAAUCUCAGAAAACACCAGCAUUCUUCGCUGCGUGUCCAGAAGCAGCAUAAAUUAGCAGCCCUCAGCCCAGGCCCAAUCACACUCCUGGGGGGGGGGGGGCGGCGGGCCCUAUGGCCAAGCAGCAAAUGUCCCCAAAAUAGACACCUUCCCCCAUUCCCACCCCAACCCGGGAGCCAAGCUCAGCGCCAUCUAAGAACAUGCAGGAAGCUGUGACCUCACUAAGGGCUGUUUCUGAUUUCCUGGACAACCUCUAUCCAACCCAUCCCAUUGUCAAGCCCAGAGGGAUGAGUUUUCCUCGAGUAAUAGGGACAUGAGGGAAAGACAGGAUCUGCGUCCAGCUGGGGCUGCUGUGGGGAAGGGAGGGGUGUGUCCUGCUGGAAACUGCCAUUUGAAAAGGCGAGGAUGGUAGCCAUCUUAUGGGGUCCCUUAUAACCACCGGAUCUGAGCUGCUGGGCACGCAUCACCAGGGACUUCUGCCACUCGAGGAGGUCUCCACUCUAGGCUUUCCAGUCCAAGGAUAAGUCAUGCAGGGAUCUGGCUCUAAUUUGGGGUCCAAAAGCGACUCCAGCUCUGAAAACUUGACCCUGGGACAGAGUGGGGCCAGGACUUUUCUGGCAGGCCCAGAAGCGCUGGUGGUGCUUCCCCAGCCCCUGUCCUGCCCCCCACACUGUUCCCCACCUGGGAGUGGUGGGGGAAGGCUCCUCUCUCCAGGGUCCUUCCUGGGCCCUCCUAGUGUGGACAGCAGACUUCUCCCUCCUUCUUAUGUCCGGGGCCAAGGCCCCCACCCCUAAGCUCUGAGGACUGUGCCGAGAGUGGACCUUUGGGACGUCUCAGGACAUUGACAAUUUGUACACAGCACGUUGACUUAACUUAUUUAUUUUGUGAAAAAGAAGUGACAGAAAAUACCUUCUUGUGUGCAGGGACUCAAAGCUGUACCCAAAUCAAGAGAGACAAACUAGUAAUAAUAAGAACUAUUCACUCAUCCACACACAGGACAAUCCAAGACGAUUCAGAAUGCAGGAGGCAACUACACCAAGGCCGCAGGAGUCAGGACAGCCCAGGCUUUUGUUUAAGGAGAUUCCUUGGUUUCCUCUUGCAGAUUUGAGGAUGCGACAGUAAGGCCCUUUCUGCUGUACGACCUUUGCCCAGGUGCCUGGAACAGGACACAACUCCAGUCGGUGUUGCCUUGGGGCUCUGGGAACCCUGGGGGUUUGGGGAAGGACAGGGUGGGGUGACUGUUGCCUUUUCAUCCGUGGGACCUGGUUGGGGUCACGUCCCUGGGGUUUUCAGCAUGGAACUAGCGGGGGACGGUGGUCCAGCUGGGGGCAGUGCCCUCUUGUCCUGGUUUCUCUGCUGCUGCUGAUCCACCAGGAGCCUUCGCUCCACAGCCCCCCUCCACCCCCUAGAGACAGAGGGAGCAUUUGAGGCCUCACCUCCAGCCACCAGCUUCCUCAGAACAAGGGCCCAUUCAGCAGCGAGCAUUUACUCAUUUUUUCUCCUUGAAGAAGAUCUCUUUAGCCUGGCCUAUAUAAAUAGUUCAGAACAUUCCAGGCCUUGGUGAGACAGGGCAGUGUCUAACACCCGCAAGCCAUCACCACCACUGCCCGUUCCUGGCUUCUCUGUGCCUGUUUGUAAGCCUUGGAGUGGAGGCAGGCACCGGGGAGCGGACGGUGGGGGCAGGAGUCCUGUGGCCCCAGCGAGAGGGAGAAGGGAGCCAUGUGCAGCGCUGUCACACCCCCUGCAGGUUAUUACCGAGCUAAGGUUGAGAGAUGUGAGUAAAUUCUACCCUUUGUCACUUUAUGUGAUACACACACUUGAAAAUAAAUAACGAAAUGAACAGAAAAAGUAUUUAAUGAAGAGUUUACUCCCUGUCUGCCAGCGCCCUCAGCCAGAGGCUGGUCUAACGGGGCAGCCCCUGACCAAACCUCCAAGAACAGAAGACACCCACUCGGCCCAUUACAGUGCAUCUUUCUCUGCCUCCUCUGCCAUCUGUCCGACCAGGGAACCGGUGCCAGCAGAAUGUCGGGUCCCUGAUCCAGAAGCUGCCUGCUUGGCCCAGACCGCAGACAGGAGAUGCAAGCAUCGGAUGGUCCUAACCCUGAAGGUCUCGUCGGCCCUGGGUGACCCUCUCCCACACGAGGGUCUGUUUUAAUGGGCCCUAGGGCCUGUCCCUUGGUAGGCCCUGGAUGAUGAAGGACAGGAGCAGAAGAUUGGGUGGCUGUGUCCCCAAGGCAGUGCCCUCCCACUCCAGUCCCCACGGACUGAAAGAAGGGUAGGAGCCUGGUCAGGGAGAGCGAAGGGGAGAGAAGGGGAGGAGAUAGAUCUUUAGCGGCCAAGUGGUCUUGUCGAUCUGCACAAACGGAGAGAAGGAGCCUCCACUGCAGUCCAGGGGCUCAGGUGGCUGAGUUGCUUGUGAGGAUUCCUAGGAUGUGGUCCAGCUGGACGGGAGGGAGGAGGCCCGAGGUGUCCUGAGUGCAGCCACAUUGCCUCUCAGCGGUCGAGGCUUCAGGACUAGUCAAAACUCUUUACCUCAAAAGGACGAAGCACAAUUGCCAACUUCAGUUUUCUUAAAAGCUUCGAGGUCCUUUGAUCUUGUGUCCUUUGUCAUUUGAUGACUGUGCCCAGGGGACUAAUCAGUUACGUGUUUCCAUGGUGCCAUCCGCGUGAGCCUCGCUCAUAGUGUAGCUCAGGUAUUUUGCUUGGAAAAUGAAGUGACCCAUGUACCCUGCUUCCUCUCACCCUGGGCUUGGCCUGGGCACCCCCUGAAGUCUCCGUCUCAGCUGUAAAUUCUAGGCCAAGUCUGCACGGCUCCCCUGCUCCCUCCCGGAUCCUGCAAACUCUGCCUUUUUGACAAGACCUCUCCCUGUGUCAUGUUUCGAGGCCACAUGGUCCAGGACACUCCCUUCAUGGCCAUGUGUGGCCAUGGUGUGUACAUAGGUGUCCACAUGUUUGUGUGUGUGUAACAUGCAGCUCAUUCUGCUCGGCCACAUUGCUCCCUGCCCCCUUGCCACCGGUGUCCUUGCCGUGGCUACACACAAUCUGCCGUCUCCUGGAAACACAGGAGCCGCCCUUCAGAGCUGGCAGCCAGCGCCGGUCGGGGUCUGCUUUGUGGAAGAGAAUGUGAACCCAUCACUAGAUGGCUUACUUGAUUUAUUUAAUUAAAAAUGAAAACAUGCAACGAGUAAAAUUCCAAGAGUCUCUGCCUUUCUUUUGCAUUUGUUCUCAGCAGCAGUCAAAAAAAUUAACAGGAAAAAAAUGGGCAGCUGUAGGAAUGGGGUGACUUCGGGCAUGAAGCAGGGCAGAGGAAACCCCGCCCCCUCCUGAGAAGUGAAGGACAGGGAAGUGUGGCUGAGGGCAGGGGGCACGAGGAAGGUCCUGCAUGUCACAAGGACGGCAGAGCCGGGGGUGGCUGUGCUCACAGCUGGCUGCAG